This is a messenger RNA of Melampsora larici-populina 98AG31, 1008 nucleotides long. RefSeq lists its product as uncharacterized. Bases 1 to 1008 code for a protein of 335 amino acids. The record is from RefSeq and is a predicted model, not a curated record. NCBI's taxonomy places the organism in Eukaryota, Fungi, Basidiomycota, Pucciniomycetes, Pucciniales, Melampsoraceae. The transcript is spliced from 9 exons.
AUGCCUAAAAAUCUUACGACAAUUUUGAGCGUGGUCGUCACUGCCACCAGCGAGGCCACUCGCUUGUUUCCAGGUGCCAUUGCGUGGCAUGCCACUGAAUCCGACCUCGCUUUGAAACUCGUCGGGGAAAACGUUGUCAGCGAGCCGCUCCAUACCCUUGGGUUUGCAUUAGAGUACGAUUUGCUCAACCGUGGUUCCACCUACCUCCUUACUGGGCCAUUCGGUCAAGAUCCAGACACCGGACGAGCUUUGAUGAAGCACAGUCCACUGACCGAGAGUAAGCUCAGCAACCACACCCCUGAUCCCAAAGAACUAGCUGGGAAAGCCUCAAUCAGUGGCGUGGGCAAGGUGCUUGAAGCUGUGAUGGAUAACAUCACCAAUGCAGGAGGUGAAUGGAAUCUCACAGUCCAGGCUGAACAUGAGUACUACGACCCCGAAACCCAAAGGAAACUUGAUUUUGUGAUCACUUACCGCUUUGGUCAUUUUACUCCCGAUUUACCAGAGCUUGAUGAAAUUCAAGUAGGUUCCCUCAUGUGGUUGCAAGGAAACAUUGUGAACAAAGACAAACACUCAAAGCGUUUCAUUGUUCAAGUGCUACAUCAUUACGUGAUUACAAAUGUUUGGGUAGCACUACACCCAACCAUUCCCCAGGAACUCCAUCCCAGCGCGCUUGCUCAGUUUCUUGUAAUGGUCUCGGAAUCUGGUCCCUUCCACAUCCAAUUGGUCCAGAUGGUAGGCGAUAGCCUCGUCAAAUCGAUUGUCACCUCAUUAAACCAGUUUGUCAAGUUGAAGUGUGAAACACUUGGAAGUAUUGAAAUGGAAAAAAGUAAACUGAAUGAUGCGAUUGGAAUCUUUCUUACUGGGCAAGCAUCUGUAUUACACGUAACAUAUGGGCCAACCUACACUGGACUCACGUGGGCAAUCGAGGAUGAUAGUCUGAACUGGGUGGACACCGUCGGUGUUGUAGAGGUAUCCAUUGAGACGGCUAUGGAGGUGCAAAUUUGGUGA